This is a messenger RNA of [Candida] anglica, 1108 nucleotides long. The record is from the annotation of a GenBank genome assembly. NCBI's taxonomy places the organism in Eukaryota, Fungi, Ascomycota, Pichiomycetes, Serinales, Debaryomycetaceae.
AGACAAUCAAAAGAACAUGCUGGCCACCAACACCAAACCAGAACCGCCAAUCGAUACUGCAUCUACCAAGGUGGAAGCUUCCGAAGCUCCUGCUACCUCUUCAGCUCCUGCUCCUACUACUACAGCUGAAGCGGACGAUGAUCUUGAUGAUCUUGACGACCUUUUGGACGACUUUGCUGAUGAUGUGUUAAAUAAACCACCCGGAGCAGGUGUUGCUUCCUCGGUCACCGGUGGGUCUGUUGCUGGGACCGCAGCUGGUGACACAGAAGCACCAUCCGGCUCUCCACUCAAUCCUCUAGCAAAUGAAUUAAACGAAGCAAAUAUCGAAGAUCUCAUUAAAGAUCUUAAAAUAGAUGACCCAGAAACUAAGAAACAAUUCGAAGAACUUGUCAAACAAUUCGAUACAACCCAUAAACCUACAGCCCUGGAGGCUGCUGCUAACCCACAGCAAUUCGACAAUGUAAUGAAGGAAACGAUGGAAAGAUUGAAGAAAUCAGGAAAGAAUAUUGAUGAACAAAUCAAGAAUGACCAAUCUAGUGCCAACCCUGAAGAUAUGUUGACUCAGCUUCUUGCCGGGUUGGGUGGUGAAGGCGGAGAUCUCGAUAUGUCAAAGCUCUUGGUGGAUAUGCUUGAACAAUUGUCUUCUAAGGAAGUGUUGUACGAACCUAUUAAGGACUUGAACACAAAGUUCCCUGAAUAUCUUACUGAAAACAAGGGAACCAUCCCUGAAGCUGACCAUGCCAACUACACCAAGCAAUAUGAACUCACAACUGAAAUCUUGGCGGUAUUCGAAGCUCCAGGUUAUGAUGAUGAAGAUAAGGCUAAAAGAGAAAAAGUUAAUGUUUUGUUGGAAUCUUUACAAGAAUUGGGCCAACCACCAUCUGAUUUGGUUGGUGAUGCUGGAGAUUUCCCUGGAUUUGGAGGCGCCGGUGCUGGUGGUUUGCCCGGAAUGGACUUCAACGACAAGGAUAUCCCCAAAGAUCUCGAAAAGGAGUUAGAGGAUGGUUGUAAGCAAACGUGAUUUAGUUCUAAUGUGUACUUCAAAUUUCCUAAUACAUACAUAUAUAAUACAAUUUUUAUUUAUUUAGUGACUGUAUUGAUUUCUGUU